AUGUUAUUAAUCACUGUUAAUGAGCUGGGUGGCGUGCAUUCUAACAGGAACUACAAAAUCGAGGUAGAAAAGUUUUCGGCAGCUGUGUUGGAUUGCAGUGUUUUGGCAGUGGCUGGCGUUGUUUCUCCCUGCAGUGAGGAGCAAUCCCGGCUAGCUGCUCGGAAGUAUGCCCAUGUGGUCCAGAAGCUCGGCUUCCCGGCCAAAUUCCUAGACUUCAAGAUUCAGAACAUGGUGGGGAGCUGCGACGUCAAGUUCCCGAUCCGCCUCGAGGGCCUGGUCCUCACGCACCAGCAGUUCAGCAGCUACGAGCCGGAGCUGUUCCCAGGGCUGAUCUACCGCAUGGUGAAGCCGCGCAUCGUGCUGCUCAUCUUCAUGUCGGGGAAGGUGGUGCUGACCGGGGCAAAAGAGCGCUCUGAGAUCUACGAAGCCUUUGAGAACAUCUACCCCAUUCUGAAGGGAUUCAAGAAGGUGUGAGUGGCUGGGCGGGCCGCAGCAUUCAAACGCUUCUAUGAAAUGUGUGUAUUCUAUAUGUUUGGAACACUAAACAGAGGUACAGUGAACACUAAGGACUGUGAACACUAUGUAUUAUAUAAUCUAUUAUUAUUAUUAAAAUGUAUUUAGAUUUUUGGUACAUGACAGCUCCUCGUUUUCCAAAAUGAUGUUUUGUUCUUGUAAAUGUUCUGCUGGAUUGAUAGACAUGUAAUAGCUUGUUCACAUUUUGAUAUCAUUUUUGUGAAUAUUUAGGUUAUCUAGUUAAGCCGCUCCAACCCACUGAGCAAGUGAUCUAGUGCCCAAGGUUCUAACCACUAAGGGCGCUAUUGUACAAUGCUGCAACACACAUUGUAUAUGUUUGGUAAGACAAAUCAUACCAUACACACUUUCUCAGCAAAUACUAAGAACUAUAUGAAGCAAUGAACAUGUUUUCUAUUUCCUUAAAUGUGUGUUUAAUAUAGCAAUAACAAGCGCUAACAGUGUAUAAACGAUGACACACACUAACUUGCUUACUCUGUUUAUUCAAAAUAAUUCCAGGGAUAAAUACAGAAACAUACUAUAUCACUUUUAAACAUUAAACUGCUGCUUUCAGCUCUCUGAAGCUUUUUCAUGGUACUGCAUCUGUCCUUGAUCAUACCGACAGUCCUUCCUCUAAAGAAGGGGUCUCCAACCCUGGUCCGUAGGACCGCUGUAACUCCUGGUUUUUGUUCC
Messenger RNA from Polyodon spathula (Mississippi paddlefish), 1203 nucleotides. RefSeq names its product TATA box-binding protein-like 2. The coding region runs from base 1 to 474 and encodes 157 amino acids. The transcript has 4 exons. The record is from RefSeq and is a predicted model, not a curated record. Lineage: Eukaryota; Metazoa; Chordata; Actinopteri; Acipenseriformes; Polyodontidae. Gene Ontology annotation, molecular function: RNA polymerase II general transcription initiation factor activity; DNA binding. Gene Ontology annotation, biological process: DNA-templated transcription initiation.